This is a messenger RNA of Dermacentor andersoni, 3765 nucleotides long. RefSeq lists its product as uncharacterized. Lineage: Eukaryota; Metazoa; Arthropoda; Arachnida; Ixodida; Ixodidae. The record is from RefSeq and is a predicted model, not a curated record.
UUUACGGAUAAACGCGUGCAUCAAUCGCACUUUGUGGUUUCGACUCGCUCGAAAAGCGCGGCUUCGCCGACGAGAAAGCCAGCGUGCGGCUAGCCGCUGCGCGGAUUUCGCGCGCCGCGCUUCGAUUGACGAGAAAAGAGGAGGAAGAGGAAGGCCCGAGAAGAGCGGAAAGGGUGAGCGUGUGGGUGAGAGAGAGACCCCGGCGGCUGGCGAGGCGGGCUUGACGGCACUGCAGCAAGCCGCGGGUUCUGUCAAAGAUGGCGGAGGGCGAUGCGUCGUUCGGCGGAAAUGCGGACCUCGGGGAGAUCGACCUCACGUGGAUGGAUAAGCUGCGGAAGAUGGUCUCCAGUGACGCCGAAUGGGAGGCCAUCAUCCUGAAGAAGAUGGAGGAGAAGAGGAACCGAGAGAUGGGCAUCGAGACACAAGAGGAACAGCCGUCGAUGCUGGCCUCUGUGGGUGGCCUCUUCAGCAAGAUCAAGUCUUACAUCCCAACGCGUAAGGGUGGCGCCGACUUCACUACCGCUACUGGAGCGCAGGGAGGACCCAACACAGACAACCAGACUGCCGUUGACGGCAGCAGAGAGGUCAUGGAAUCCCAGUAGAACCGUGUGUGAGGGCACUGGCUCUUGAGGCCGCAUUCCACGAAGAGCCUCACUCCAGCACUGUUCCUUUACUUGCUUGUGGCGGUAACCAGCGACCGGCAGGAGCCAUUCGUCUCAGCAUGUCGGCUGCUCACCCGGUGACUGACACUGUGCACCGUCGGUUAUGCAGCAUGGACAACCCGUAGAGAGGUAGAAGCGUAUUACUUGAACAUGGAAUCUGGCUAGUGUACUCUUCCUCGUUUUCUCUUUUCUUUCCACCCUUGUUCCAAGCAGGUUUGGAGUUUUGUUUGCAAGUGCAAUUCGCAGAUGAGCAUUUGACCACUGCAGGCAAAGGAGAAGGGAUUUACUAACAUUUCUUUUUCCUUGAAGUACUUGUCCCGGAUGCACGGGUGUGACGUUAGUCUUACAAAGGUGUCACAUUUUCUUUUUCCGUUUUGUGUUUUCUAGCUCUUAUUUUUCAAUUAGCUUUUGUUAUUGCAUAAAUUCAAGAUUAUUGCAAUUCAGAACCUGUGUGGAGUACGCUCAUACUGUCAACAGCGGAAGAUAAUAGUUUAAUAUUGCCGUAGCAGUCAGCAACACAUUUAAGCAUAUGCUACAGAGGAUGAGUAAGCAGCACCAUAUUAGGUUAUUUCAACCAGUCCCAGAUUUUCAAAAAUGCACACAAGUAAAACUAGGUCAAAUAAAUGUUGUUCUGCAGGCCUUACAGAUUAAGUGCUUCAUGAAAGUCGCAAAGAUGAAUGGUACUGGGAUUUACCACAGCCGUUGCCAUGAACGAUCAUGUGCUCCAGUCUUGUUUCAUACGGAUGCAACACUAGAAGUGCUGUAAAAUGUGUCUGUCUCACCAAAAGACAAUCCCCAUUCUGACAAGUUCUGUGCACAUUGUCAGCAUACAACGAGCAAAACGUAAAGAAAGAUGUAAUAACCAAUGCUGAAAAUGGCCUGUGCUAUCUGUAAUACUGCCACUUUCAAAAGGCCAACUUUGUUUUUUAUCCACAGCCACAAUAUGUUGUCCUGGUGUGACCCCCAUUAUGGAUGUUAUGUUUACUUGCUGCAAAUGUAUGUAGUAUAUCUUUGUGAAUAUCAUUUGCAACCAACCAUGUCUGCACAUAAGCUUGUAUAGAGUUUAUAUGGUAGCUUGCUUGCAAUCAUACAAGCAGUCUCAUGUGACCGUUUUCUUUGUUUCCUUUUCGAUAAUGACUGGUUCAGAAUUGAGGAACUCUGUGUAGAUAUGGUUGUGAACUUUCAUGGAAAUACACUGUGAUGUUUGAGAUUAUGUUUACAUUUAUGUGGCAUACUAUAGCUGAGUUUAGUUAAUACGAACUGGCCCUUUCUGAUGAACUGUUAGUAAGUGCCCCUGUUGGUCUAGUAGUUAUCAUGAGAAUAAUGUAGCAAUGAAUAAAAUAGACAAUAGACAUUCUCAUAAGGAGUGAACUUCUAUGCUGAGGCAUUCAACUUUCACAGGCAAUGGUGUGUCCUCAACAAGCGUAAGACUGCAUGCAAGAAGUGCCUGAGCAGAUUGAUAAUGUAAUAAUUAUGCUGUACACAGCAACAGAGGUAACUUUACAUUUCGUUAAGCAAGUAGUGCUGUGGAAAAUAUUUUUUUUUCCAAUGUAGUGCAAAAAUCUGUUGAUAAUUGCAUGUUGUGUGUCAUUUCCUUUAGUAAAUGUACCAGCCAUGAACUUUGUAAUCAGUUAUCUGUAGCGCUGUCUGCCUGCUAAAUUACAUAAUCACUGUAUUUACAAAAUGAGAACCUAGUCACCUAUAAUGCAUAUCAACUUUUUGUUUGUCCUUCUUUUGCUUAGGCUGUAGCAUGUACAAGUGAGUGAUAAAACCCGGUGAUGGAAUAGUUUUUGGAGCACAAAAUCCUACUGUAUUUUUGAAGCAUAGGUGACACAGGGAUGAGAAAUAAGCAUGAACACCGACUUCAAGCAACCACAUGGCUAUAUAUGGAGAGUAAUUGCAGACUUUCACACAUUUGAAGUCCAUUGCUUGUAGUUGCAUGCCAGAUCUGCAAGCAGAACAAUUCUAAGUCAACAUACCCAGAGAUUGGUAAGUGAGAUUAUUGAAGCUGCAGAGAUAGCCAGGCAACAAUAGCUCAGUGCCUAUGCAGUCCAUCAAUUGCACUGGCAAAAAAGGAACCUAAGCUUUGAAGUGCAGUAUCUCGGUCAUGUCCCAACUUAUGCUUCACGCAAUAAUCAUGUUCAAAGGUCUUUCACUACUGGUGCUUCGCGAAUGUUAUUUAAUCGCUCUUGCCCCGUAAACAACUUCAGUCUGUGAAGGUCAUGUGAUUGCUCUCCCUAUAUCAGUAUGUGGCCUUUAUGAAAUAAAGGUUGUUGGUAGUCGGAGCUCUCACUGUCUGUUCUCCUAGCCCAUGCGUGUGUCACUGUGAAAAGCACUGUAAGAAUUGCCAUCAAGCCCGCCUUAACAUGUUAAACAAAAUCCUAAAUUCAUUAUGCAAAGCCCCUGAUGCAAGAUGUGUAGGGCUGACACAGUGAGCCUUCAACUGCCUAAAGAACGAUUGAAACUUUCAUGCUGUGAUGGGGUAUCUGAUGCAGCUGUCGUUUCUGGAAACGCUAACUCCAUGUGUAUUACUACAUGUAUACCAAUUACACAUGUAUUUCUUGGAAUAGUACCUGUCCUGUAGCUAUUGUACUCUUGACAGCAAAUACUGUUGUCUCCUAGAAACUCUUUCUCAUGACGAGUCUGUGCUGCUGCUCUUCUGUAUUAAGUGGUGACACUGAAGUUAGCAAUGUCUGUCCAUACUCUCAACGAAGAAUACUUAACUUUUAUCAAGUGUAUAACGGUGAGCAUCAACUAUAGCAGUCAGUAGUCAGGGUUUUAGACUAGAAGCAAAGAAAGAAUGGGUGGUGCUGAUGUCUCUUUGUGUAUUCAGACAUCUAAGCAGAGUGCUUUAUGCGAGUUCACUAUUAGUGGUGCAGCCUAUAUUCAAUAGGACUCAAAUACUAGUCAUGUUUCUUGUUCCUUGCCUUAAUCGUUGACAUCUAUCAGUGUGACUAGUGCUCUCUGUAUUAUAAGAAAGGGUACUUCUCAUGAAAUAGAUUUAUGCAUCUCGUUCUUUCAUAAAUGUCUGUGCUACAUUCUCCUUGGGAUGUAUUUAGCAGGAUUGUUUUAUUUCAAUAAAAAACUAUGUGACGUUAACAGA